GGGAAGACAUUGUGGGGUUGGGGGCAAUAUCGUGGGUUCAAAGCGUCGUCGACUUCUGCGAUCAUUCAGUGCAAGCUCGAGAGGCCAAGCUUCGUAGCCUUGCAGAAUGUCACCGUCCACUGUGAAUGAACAUCAUCCGGUCAUCAUCGUUGGCUGUGGUCCGGUUGGGUUGACAGUCGCGACCAACUUGGCCCGGCUUGGAGUUCCUGUUCUGGUGUUGGAGAGAAAUCCUGGGGUCGACCAGUCUCCCCGAGCAUCUGCAUAUCAACCCUGUGCGCAGGCUGAACUACUUGAGACAGGCACACUAGAUGAUGUGAAGAAGGAAGCUGUGAUCAACGACAGGCUCUCAUACUGGAUCGAUAAGAAACGGGUUGCAUACGUCGAAAAGCGCGAAGGUGGACAGGUCUUUCCGGCAGGUAUCAAUUGCCCUCAGCCGCAAUUGGCAGCUAUUCUACUCAAACACCUAACGACUCGUUACCAUUCGCAAGUCAAAUUCAAUCAGAACGUCAUCGAAAUAACUCAGCAUGACGACCAAGUUUCAGUAACGGCUCUUGACGCCACUACAGACCAAAAGACUCAAUAUACCUGUGACUGGCUCGUGGGCACUGACGGAGCGGGAUCAGGCGUUCGAAAACUCUCGGACAUUGCAUUUGAGGGAUUCUCCUGGCCCAAGGAAGAUUUUGUGGCCACCAAUAUCCGCUAUGACUUCUACCAGCACGGCUUCAGCACGGCCAAUUUCGUCCUAGAUCCGGUCAAUUGGGCAGUGGUAACAAUCCUUGGAGCCGAGAAAGAUCUCUGGCGAAUAGCCUUCGGUGUAAGGGCAGGGCUUACCAACGAGGAGAUCAAAGCCGAAUUGGACGAACACUACAAAGAGAUUUUCCCAGUCUGGCCUGUCAAAUAUGAACUCGUCCAGUUGAAUAAGUACAAGCCGCACCAGAGAUGUGCUAAGACCUUCAGGAAAGGAAGAGUCCUGUUAGCUGGAGAUGCUGCUCAUAGUAACAAUCCCAUCGGCGGCUUGGGCCUGACGACCGGACUGCUCGAUGCUGGUCCGCUUGGCCGUGCCCUCGCAGCGGUGAUCCAGGGCCGAGCUCCAGAGAGCCUGCUGGACACAUGGGCUACGGCACGACGCGAGAAGUGGUUGAGCUUUACGAACGAGUUUUCCAUAGAGAACAAGCGACUGAUGCAGAGAGCAGGGUACAGCGACGAUCCCCUAGGUAUAUGGAAGAUCGACGAUGUCGCACGCGAACACCAGAUGGAGCAGUGGCUUGCGAAGGCCACUCCAGAGAAGAAAGACGCAGACCUGAAGUUUUUCAAAGCUCUCGAAGACCCACAGGCUCAGCUCAUGAGCCGGAUGAAGCAGUGGGAGAUCACGAUGGAUCCGAUGUGGAUGGCACAGUACGAGGACCCUGAGGUCGUAAAGUACAGAGUGUCCUUGCGGCCGACUGCACUUUCGACGAACACUUUGAUGGGCUAGGAUAGUAAGGAAAUCCUGCAUACAGCGGUGUUGACACCUUCCUGAAACCUUUCAUUGCCCUCCUUCUUUUUGCGCCCCAUCUGGGAUCAUUACUGCCGUUUCUGUGAUGCGGAAGAAUCGACAGCAUGCUCAAGCAAGUAAAACC
Messenger RNA from Exophiala viscosa, 1619 nucleotides. RefSeq names its product FAD binding domain-containing protein. The record is from RefSeq and is a predicted model, not a curated record. Gene Ontology annotation, molecular function: FAD binding; oxidoreductase activity. Lineage: Eukaryota; Fungi; Ascomycota; Eurotiomycetes; Chaetothyriales; Herpotrichiellaceae. The transcript is spliced from 2 exons. The coding region runs from base 107 to 1474 and encodes 455 amino acids.